ACCCCCCUCUACCCCCGGGCUCCCCCUGAAUCCGCAAUGCUACAGGGAGCUCAGCAAGCCUCGGUGCCGUCGACCGCAGGCCCGCGCCCCAACACCGCCAACAGCGCUACCAUCCCGCACUCUGAUCAGUCACCUCGCGACGGCGCCGUGCGUGAGGGGUGCCGCGGCGGCACGGGUGCGGAGGAGUCGCUUGUGCGCGCCUCGGUCGUCGCCCCGCGCGUCAGCUGCGGGAUCUGCGGCGGACUCCUCCACGACGCCACCGCCUUCACCGAGUGCCUCCACGCCUUUUGCAGGAAAUGCAUAUAUGACAAGGUUGCGAAAGACAACAUAGAGUGCUGCCCAAAGUGUGGCAUUUUUCUGGGAAAUCCAUUGGAGAAGCUCAGACCUGAUCAUAGCCUGCAACACAUCAGGUCACUGAUAUUUCCCGCUAAGAGGCGCAAGGUUUUCACCAUGAAGAAGAGGAAGGAAAGGGUGUCCUCUGAAUCAACCCUUUCUUCAGUGGUGGGUAUCACUGCAGAAGGAAGCGCUGCACUAACACCUGCUACUUCAGAAAGUAAGGCACAAAAGGAUCGUCCUCUUGUCGAAAGAGAUGCUCUAUCAGGAACUAAGGGUCGAGACUUUGACUCAGCAUGUGGUCUUACUGAGGAGACUGGAGCCUUGGUUGUGUGGCAAGCAUCACCUAUACUAGAGGAGAUGGUUGCCCACAAUCAGUUAGACUCCAAGCAGGGCCCAGAGAGUUUCAGGCUUCCGGCAACAUCUGAUAUUGAGAACCAGCGACAAGGACCAACUGCACAAAUGACCAAUAUUUCGUUUAUGGUUGAGAGCUCAUCCAGUGCAAGGCCAACUGUCCAGGAUGAUGAAAACUUGAGGGGAGAUUUUCUCACAUUGAUCAAUGAGAAUAAUGCAAGAAUCAUGGGAAGGUAUGAUGCACACAUAAGCAAAUUGAAGGCAGAGAACACAAAAUCAAUAGAGGAAUUGGAAAAUGAAAGAGAGAGGACAAGAGUUCUUGAAGAGAGGCUCCAACAAGAAUUGGAAAAUGAAAGAACAGCAGCUGCUGAGAGAACUAGACUUCUUGAAAAGCUCCAAAGAGAACUGGAACAUGAACGAGAAGCUGCUAUUGAGAGAACAAGAAUUCUUGAAGAGAGGCUCCAACGAGAAUUGGGAAAUGAAAGGGCAGCAGCUGCUGAGAGGACUGGACUUCUUGAAAAGAAGCUCCAAAGAGUGGAACAUGAACGGGAAGCUGCUAUGGAGAGAACAAGAGUUCUUGACAAGAGACUCCAAAGAGAAUCUGAAAUAGCCCAGACUACUGCAAGCCGGAAUGAAGCCUUAGAAAAGAAGAUUUUCAAACUUCAGGAGGAACUGGAACAUGGAAGAGCAGACAACCAGGCUCUGAUGUCAGAUAUUUUGGAGAAAAGUGAGGAGCUAGCUACACUCAAAUAUUAUUCCAAUAUGCUUGAGUCAGAGAAGACACAUCUAGAAAAUCAAGUUGACCAUCUUGACAAGGAAUUGAAGUAUACUAGGAAAGAGCACAGAAGAUAUGUCAGUAAGGUCUUGGAUGCAGCAAAAGCCAUUCCUAACGACUUAGAGCCGAUCAACUCUGCUGCUCUGCCUGGAUCGAGGUGCACGUCAGGGAUCUGUUAGCCAUAGGCUGGUCAUGGCUAACGACCAGCCCCCACAGGCAGCUGAUCCUUAGAGUUUGGACCUAAUCUUUUUUCUGAUAGCCCUUUUGGACUUCUUUGACUGAAACAGUGGGUGAUGUUGGGCGACUUCCCAACUCAGUGGUCCGGCGGUGAUAAUUGGUGUUUGCAUCAGACCUUGGUUUUAUUUUUGUCUAGCUUCAGGUGAUGGUUUAGACUGUUUCUUCCCCAGGUUGCCUGUUAGUAGCUUUGUAUAGUGUCGUUUCCUUCUGUUCAGUUGUAGCUUGCUUCUUAGAAGGUUUUUGGUUGGUUCGUUCUGUUCUGUAGUAAGUUAUUCUGAUGACUGCGCUGAACGUAUCAGGAUAAUGUAAAUGCCAUUAUGCUUGAAACUGAUGCAAUGCAAAGCAAGGUCCGAUGUGGAUUCAGAAUCUGUAUA
Sorghum bicolor (sorghum) is the source of this 2073-nucleotide messenger RNA. RefSeq names its product E3 ubiquitin protein ligase DRIP1. Lineage: Eukaryota; Viridiplantae; Streptophyta; Magnoliopsida; Poales; Poaceae. Gene Ontology annotation, molecular function: ubiquitin-protein transferase activity; metal ion binding. The coding region runs from base 37 to 1641 and encodes 534 amino acids. The record is from RefSeq and is a predicted model, not a curated record. The transcript has 8 exons.